AUGUUUCUUCUUAUUCGUUUAUUCAAUAUUGAUCUGAUUCGUCAUUAUUCUAGUAGUAGUCGAGAAUUUUAUGCUACAUUGAAAAAAUCUUAUCGUUCAACAAAAUUAAAUUUAUUUAUGGCAUCAAAUAAUCGAACAUGUUUUAUCUUUGAUAAAGAUGAUUCAACUAAAAUUCUUAUUCAAAUGGUUUAUGAAAUACCUUCAACAAAAAUACGUCGUCAAUUUAAUUUAUUACGUUCUGUUGAUGAAUCUCUUUCACAAACAAUACAUCGUUUAAAAUCUAAUAUUGAACGUGCUAUUAUCAAAGAAAAUAAAUUAAAUAAACCUGUUAUUAAAUAUAGUUUUCCUGAUAAUAUAUUGACAAAUACAACAAGAACAGCAUUUCUAGAUAUUGAUUAUGGUGAUGAUGAUGAAUAUUCAUUAUUUGAUAUGUAUGUUGCAGAUUAUAUAAAACGAUAA
Molecule: messenger RNA, 459 nt
Organism: Rotaria sordida
Lineage: Eukaryota; Metazoa; Rotifera; Eurotatoria; Philodinida; Philodinidae
Source: the annotation of a GenBank genome assembly